GACGCCGCUCGAGUCUCCCUUGCCCAAGGAAAGGGUUCUGCGAAAGGCGCCGAGCGGCCGCCGCGCUUGGCCCCCCCGCGCCGUGAGCGCGCCCCGCGGGACCUGCGAGCUGCGGCCGGCCGCGGGCCGCGAAGGGGCCGCGGCGGCGGAUGUCAGAGCUGAAGCGGCGAGAAACGGAUUCGGGAGCCGGCGCGUAGGCCGUGGGCAGGAUCCCUUCAUCAGUGGGAGUGGGGAGGACUCCUCUGCUCCGGUUCCCGUGCUACUCCAGCCUAAAAUCCUCGGCGUGAGCUGGCCGGAGGCUGCAGGUCCGCACAGUCUCUGCCUGACCCUCCAGGAGGCGACGGGCGAGGACGCCCGGCCGCGCCGCGAGGACGCCCGGCCGCCGGCAGCCCCCGCGAUGAGCGUUGAGAAACCAGGUGGGAGGCUUUGCGAUGGGAAACGCGCUAGCCUGCCGGGAGCGCGCCAGUUCCCGGUGAUCCAGAAGAUGGUCGAGUCGAUGGCUCACCUGCAGAAGGAGAAGCUGCGGCUGCAGCAGGAGCUGCUGACUCUGCAGGAGAAGCUCUCUGCCCGGGAAAACGAAGAAAUUGCUGUGUCUGUCCAGCUGCAAGGCCAGGUUGAAAAUUUGAAGGCGAAUCUCCUGGAUCAAGCCGAGGAAAUCAGCAGACUCCGCUCGGAGCUGGGCGGCACGGACCUGGAGAAGCACCGCAACCUGCUGGCGGCGGAGAACGAGCGUUUGCGGCAGGAGAUGAAGGCCUGCGAGGGCGAGCUGCGGGCGCUGCGGCAGCAGCAGGCGCCGUGCCGGGCCUGCGAGCACGUCCAGGAGAACGGCAGGCUGCAGGAGCGGCUGGCGCAGCUGCAACGGGAGAUGGAGGAGGCGCGGGCCAAGCUCUCCGAGCUGGACCUCGAGGUGCAGCAGAAGACGAACCGGCUGGCCGAGGUGGAGCUGCGGCUGAAGGACUCGCUCGCCGAGAAAGCCCAGGAGGAGGAGCGGCUCAGCCGGCGCCUGCGCGACAGCCAGGAGACCAUCGCCAGCCUCAAGUCGCAGCCCCAGCAGGUCAAGUACAUCAUCAAAACGGUGGAGGUGGAGUCGUCCAAGGCGAAGCAGGCGCUGUGCGAGAGCCAGUCCCGAAACCAGUACCUGCAGGAGCAGGUGGGGAUGCAGAGGCAGGUGCUGAAGGAGAUGGAGCAGCAGCUGCAGAGCUCGCAGAAGACAGCCGUGCAGCUCCGUGCGCAGAUCACGAUGUACGAGGCCGAGCUGGAGCGGGCGCACGGGCAGAUGCUGGAGGAAAUGCAGGCCAUGGAGGAUGAGAAGAACCGAGCUAUCGAAGAGGCGUUUUCCCGCGCUCAAGUGGAGAUGAAGGCGGUGCACGAGAACUUGGCAGGGGUUCGGACCAACCUGCUCACGCUGCAGCCGGCGCUCCGCACCCUCACCAACGACUACAACAGCUUGAAGCGGCAGGUCCGCGACUUCCCCCUGCUCCUCCAGGAGACCCUGCGGAGCGCCAGGUCGGAGAUCGGACAAGCCAUCGAGGAGGUAAACAGCACCAACCGGGAGCUCCUGAGGAAGUACCGCAGGGAGCUGCAGCUCCGCAAGAAGUGUCACAACGAGCUGGUGCGGCUCAAAGGCAAUAUCCGUGUGUUUGGGCGAGUCCGUCCCAUAAUGAGGGAGGACGGGGAAGGCGCGGAGGCAGCCAAUGCGGUGACGUUCGACCCUGACGACGACGCUGUGCUGCACCUAAUGCACAAAGGGAAGCAGGUGUCCUUUGAGCUGGACAAGGUCUUUCCCCCGCGAGCAACCCAGGAGGACGUAUUUCAAGAGGUUCAGGCCCUGGUCACCUCCUGCAUCGACGGCUACAACGUCUGCAUAUUUGCCUACGGGCAGACGGGGGCAGGCAAAACGUACACGAUGGAGGGAACGUCUGCGAACCCAGGCAUCAACCAGCGGGCCCUGCAGCUGCUCUUCGCCGAGGUGCGGAGCAAGGCGGCCGACUGGGACUACGCCAUCACCGUCAGCGCGGCCGAGAUCUACAACGAGGCGCUCAGGGACUUGCUGGGGAAGGAACCUCAGGAGAAGCUGGAGAUCAAGCUGUGUCCGGACGGCAGCGGGCAGCUCUACGUGCCCGGGCUGACCGAGUUCAGGGUGCAGAGCGUGGAGGACAUCAACAAGGUCUUCGAGCUCGGUCACGUGAACCGGGCGACGGAGUGCACCAACCUCAACGAGCGCAGCUCCCGCUCCCACGCGCUCCUCGUCGUCACCGUCCGCGGCCUCGACCGCAGCACGGGGCUCCGCACCGCAGGGAAGCUGAACCUGGUGGACCUGGCCGGAUCGGAGCGGGUGGGAAGGUCGGGCGCGGAGGGGAGCCGGCUCCGCGAGGCGCAGUACAUCAACAAGUCGCUGUCGGCGCUGGGGGACGUGAUCUACGCCCUGCGCUCCCGGCAGGGCCACGUGCCCUUCCGCAACUCCAAGCUCACCUACCUGCUCCAGGACUCCCUCAGCGGGGACAGCAAAACCCUCAUGAUGGUGCAGGUCUCGCCGGCCGAGAAGAACAGCAGCGAGACGCUCUGCUCGCUCAAGUUCGCCGAGAGGGUCCGCUCCGUGGAGCUGGGCCCCGUGUCCCGCAAGGCCGAGCUGGUCUCCUGGCCCAGCCUGGAGCAGCUGGAGGGCGACUCGCCGGGGGCCGCGCCGCCCGCCGCCCGCGGCCACUCGUCGCCCAGCCCGGGGCCGCCCGCCGGCCGCGCCGCCGCCGCCAGCCGCAGGAAGCUCCAGAGCUCAGGGAAGCUGAGGCCGGUGCCCGUGUGAGGGAGCCGCCCGCUUGCGCCGCCUGGACGCCACUCGAGGGAGGCGACGGCUUCACCGCUCCGGCCGCCCGCGGGGAUCCGCCGGCCUCGGCCGCCCCGC
Molecule: messenger RNA, 2899 nt
Organism: Rhea pennata
Lineage: Eukaryota; Metazoa; Chordata; Aves; Rheiformes; Rheidae
Gene: KIFC3
Product: kinesin family member C3
Exons: 22
Coding region: 398-2800 (800 amino acids)
Biological process (GO): microtubule-based movement
Cellular component (GO): microtubule cytoskeleton
Molecular function (GO): microtubule motor activity; ATP binding; microtubule binding
Source: RefSeq, a predicted model, not a curated record